CUCCCGCCGCAGCCGCGGCAGCAGCUGGUCUCGGUGUAAACAAGUCGAGGCGGCUGCGAACCGGGCCGGGGGGGACGGCGCCCAUCAGGAGCGCCCCCCACUCCCAGGCCAGGCUACCCCGCGGACCGGGCCCUCCGCGCGCCCAGGCGAGGCACUGGGCUCCCUCUGCUCCCCGUGGGCCGCUCCCCGCGUGGGGCCACUGCCCUUGGCCCCCGCCAUGGUGCGGAUUUCCAAGCCCAAGACGUUUCAGGCCUACUUGGAUGACUGUCACCGGAGGUAUAGCUGUGCCCACUGCCGUGCUCACCUGGCCAACCACGACGACCUCAUCUCCAAGUCCUUCCAGGGCAGUCAGGGCCGUGCCUACCUCUUCAACUCUGUGGUGAACGUGGGCUGCGGGCCAGCAGAGGAGCGGGUGCUGCUGACAGGUCUUCAUGCUGUCGCUGACAUCCACUGCGAGAACUGCAAGACCACUUUGGGCUGGAAAUAUGAGCAAGCCUUUGAAAGCAGCCAGAAGUACAAAGAGGGGAAGUACAUCAUUGAACUCAACCACAUGAUCAAAGACAACGGCUGGGACUGACCUAGCGCCUGACGCAUGUGGCUUCAUCCUGGCCUGGCCGCCAGGGGGAGCCACUGGUUUCGCGCCUCCUGAAGGGAGCUCUGGACCCUCAGGGCCCCCACAGGGGCAGGAUCCAGCUCCUGUACAUAUAUUUUAUUGCAUGCACUGUGACCUUGGGGGGGAGACCAGGAGGGGGACUGCACCCCCAGUACCUCCCUGCGAUCUGGCUGGCUUGGAUCUCAUUUUUUAACCCCUUCCUGUCCUGCCUGCCCCGUAGAUAUGGCCUGUGUGCUGCUGUCAUGGCCCCGGUGCACUAUCUUUCUGUGAACUUCUCCCACUGGAUCCCUCCUACCCGCAGUGUGUCUGUUCUCGUUCUGUAGCGUUUGUAAAUAAUAAAACAGUGGAAUGGA
Peromyscus eremicus (cactus mouse) is the source of this 966-nucleotide messenger RNA. It is a transcript of the gene Ypel3, whose product is annotated as yippee like 3. Lineage: Eukaryota; Metazoa; Chordata; Mammalia; Rodentia; Cricetidae. The record is from RefSeq and is a predicted model, not a curated record. The transcript is spliced from 5 exons. Bases 218 to 577 code for a protein of 119 amino acids.